AUGAGUCACUCCUCAUCCCCCAAUAGGAGCUCAUCCAUCUUUGGAUGGGCCAAGAGUUUGAAACGAUCACAUCUUUUAUCCAAUGACUCAGUUAAUGAGAUUAGCGACUCAGACAAUGCCAGUUCAAAGUUUUCACCCACGAAACUGAUAAAUGCAGGAGCAUUUCCAUCAAUAGUUCCGUCUUCAUCAAUGCAGCAACUUCAGCAGCAACAACAGCAACAACAACAGCAGCAACAACAACAGCAACAGCAACAACAGAUGCCACGUCUUCAACCACAGCGAAGUCCGUUGAAUAUUCCCUCCAACACAAACAACAAUAACAACAUUAACAACAAUAGCAUCCCAAUGUCAUCGAGUAUCAGUGGGAACUUAGAGCCGGGAGCAAUCUCCCCGUCUCCAUCAAACUAUAUCCCACUGCCUUCCCACCAGCGACAGUCGAUACUGCUGCACAACAAUGCGCAGUCGGGCUUUUCAACUUCGAAUUAUUUGGGCACUUCACCGACUGCAUCAUCAUCAACGCACGAUUUCUUGCGACCUAUAUUGAACCACAAACUGAGAUCAACAAACAAUGUUUCUAGAGUACGAUCCAACUCUGAGAAUAGUAUACGUAAUCAUCGCGACUCCUUUUUGCAGAGCAAUUCGCUAGUUGACGAAAACUCAAAGUAUUUUGGUGUACCAUUACAACAAGCGCUUUCCGAGGCAGCAGCCAAGAUCUCGGUAUUAUCAUCAGAUGACCAGACGAGUGGCUUGCAGUAUGGUGAGAUACCCAUUGUUGUUGCCAAGUGCGGAGUAUACUUGAAAAAGAAUGGAUUGACAGUUGAAGGAAUAUUUCGUGUUGGUGGCUCUUCAAAACGAUUAAAGGAGUUGCAAGUUAUAUUCAAUACACCUCCUGAUUAUGGUAAGAAGUUGAUCUGGGAUGGGUAUACUGUUCAUGACGCAGCAUCAAUCUUGCGAAGGUACUUGAAUGCAUUGCCUGAACCAUUGAUUCCUCUUGAUGUUUAUGAAGAGUUUAGAGUUGUUUUGAAAGAACGACCUAGAAUUAUAAGCUAUAUGAAGUACAAGGCAGAGAAUCCAACGAGGAGUCUUCGAAAGAAAAGUGAAGGAGACUCGUCACAGAUGUUGACUGAAGCCAACAUGGGACGUCAUAACGAUAGUCAUGCGCUGUCUGUGAAUGCAGAAAGCCUGAGCAACGCAAGAGCUACACCAAAUACUGUACCAGAUUCUCAAGCAGUUCCAACUUCGCUUACUGCACAAACUGCACAAACUGCACAAACUGCUCCUGCUUCGACAAUUACUGCUUCACUUCAACAACCAACCCUCCUGCUAUCCAUUCCCCAAAGUAGUCAAGAAGAUUUCUCCAAUAAGCAGAAAAAGAAAAAGACAAAGAACUACAAGAAACUCACUAAUGAUGUACACACUGCUAUCGACAUCUACCGAGUAUUAUUAAACAACCUCCCAAUAUCAUCGAAACAACUUUUAUUUUACAUCUUGGACUUACUUGCUAUGGUGCAGAGCAACCUGGAACGAAACUUGAUGAGUGCGCGCAACCUUGCUGCCAUUUUCCAGCCACUGAUACUCUCGCAUCCAAACCAUGAUCUUGACCCUGAAGAGUAUGCAUUGUCACAACUAGUGGUUGAAUUUUUGAUUCAGUAUUCGUAUAAAUUGUUGCCAUCGCACAAGGAACCAUCGCCGCCACCUCCAGCACCACCAAUUGCAACAAGUUUAGAUGUGAAUGUCUCUGCAGAUGAGAUUGGGCCACAAGACUCGCUCUCAAAUUCCGAAGCCACUUAUGAGGCACAGAAAGGUCAGCUGUCAGUAGAAGAAACUGCAUCAGGAUCAUCAUCUAGUCAGGUUGUGCAGAAACAACAACAACAACAGCAGCAACAACAAUUGACUCCCCGGUUCCAAAGACAGCAUUCUAAAAGUCUAAGUGCUGCACCACAACACGAGGAUAUCGUGAUGGGGUUCAAGCAUAAUGCCACGGAGUCCAUUCCUGGUGAAUCUGAUUUAGAGUACGAAGUCUCAGAUGGGGUAGGGUCAGAUGCAGACGAGUUGUAUUUUCAUGAAGCUCACCGACCUAGUACCAUGAGCAGUCCCAAGACUAGUCCCAUGGAACUUAUUGGGAAACCCGUGAUCCCGGCAGCCGAGGAAGAUCCUGUAAUUGUUGUAACUUCGCCGCUGAGCACGUCAGUUGACCAGAAGAGUGAAUAG
Messenger RNA from Lodderomyces elongisporus, 2211 nucleotides. Its product is annotated as GTPase activating protein (GAP) for Rho1p. The transcript has a single exon. The coding region runs from base 1 to 2211 and encodes 736 amino acids. NCBI's taxonomy places the organism in Eukaryota, Fungi, Ascomycota, Pichiomycetes, Serinales, Debaryomycetaceae. Gene Ontology annotation, molecular function: GTPase activator activity. Gene Ontology annotation, cellular component: cell cortex. Gene Ontology annotation, biological process: activation of GTPase activity; regulation of fungal-type cell wall organization; signal transduction. The record is from RefSeq and is a predicted model, not a curated record.